Molecule: messenger RNA, 429 nt
Organism: Marmota flaviventris (yellow-bellied marmot)
Lineage: Eukaryota; Metazoa; Chordata; Mammalia; Rodentia; Sciuridae
Gene: Cst8
Product: cystatin 8
Cellular component (GO): cell surface; extracellular region; cytoplasm
Molecular function (GO): cysteine-type endopeptidase inhibitor activity
Source: RefSeq, a predicted model, not a curated record
AUGAACAGACAGUUGUGGCUUUUCCUGCUCCUUCUCACCAUUCAUGUGGCCCUUGUGGUCAGUAUUGAUGAAGCCAAGAAUCAGAUAAAGGUGUUGAGGGAAUUCAAAUCUAUCAGUAACUCAAAUACCAACGUGAGACAGUGCUUGUAGUUUGCCAUGCGAGAAUACAAUGAAGAGAGCGAGGACAACAAUAUCUUCAUCGUCACCAGGAUACUGCAAUCCUAUCUGCAGAUCACAGAUCGUAUGGAAUACUUAAUUGAAGUUGAAAUUGCCCGCAGCACUUGCAAAAAGCCUUUAAACAAUGAAGAAGAUUGUGUAAUUCAGGAAGACUCUGACCUGAAAAAGGUAGAAAUAUGCAGCUUUUUGGUAGCAGCACUUCCCUGGAAUGGAGAAUUCACUGUGCUAAAAAAACAAUGUGAAGAUUACUGA